GCUGCGCGUGCGCGCCCGCGCGCCGGAAGCGGCUCGGCCCCGACGCCGGCGGCGCCGGAAGCCCCCGCGGGCGGUCUCCGGAGCUUGGGGAGACGUGGAGACGCCGGGUUCGGCCUCCAGCCGUGACCUCUCACCCUCCCCUCCCGCCCCCGCCCGGCGCCUGCGCGUUUCCCUUUCCGGGGCAAGAUGGCGCCGUCCACGCCGCUGUUGACAGUACUGACUUGUUUGAUUGGGACUGUCCUAGUCUUCCUGUUGAUUUGACAAGCUUCUUCCAAGCUAUUUCCCACAUUUCCUGGACUCUUGUCCGAGGAUCAGAAGGACUGUACAUGGUGAAUGGACCACCACACUUUACAGAAAGCACAGUGCUUCCAAGGGAAUCUGGAAAAAAUUGCAAAGUCUACACAUUUAGUAAGGAUGGGACAUUGUUUGCCUGGAACAAUGGAGAAAAAGUAAAUAUAAUCAGUGUCACUAACAAGGGACUACUGCACUCCUUCGACGUCCCAAAAGCAGUUUGCCUUGAAUUCUCGCCAAACAACACUGUCCUGGCAACGUGGCAGCCUUACACUGCUUCCAAAGAUGGCACAGCAGGGGUACCCAACCUACAGCUUUAUGACGUGAAAACUGGGACAUGUUUGAAAUCUUUCAUACAGAAAAAAAUGCAAAACUGGUGUCCUUCCUGGUCAGAUGAUGAAAUUAUUUGUGCGCGAAACGUUAACAAUGAAGUUCACUUCUUCGAAAACAACAAUUUUAACACAAUUGCAAAUAAAUUACAUCUGCAAAAGGUUAAUGACUUUAAUUUAUCACCUGGAAGCCAACCUUAUAAGGUGGCAGUCUAUGUCCCAGGAAGUAAAGGGGCACCUUCAUUUGUUAGAUUAUAUCAGUACCCCAACUUUGCUGGACCUCAGGCAGCGCUGGCCAACAAAAGCUUCUUCAAAGCUGACAAGGUUACAAUGCUGUGGAAUAAAAAAGCUACUGCUGUGCUGGUAAUAGCUAGUACAGAUGUUGACAAGACAGGAGCGUCCUACUAUGGAGAACAAACCCUGCACUACAUUGCAACAAAUGGAGAGAGUGCUGUAGUCCAAUUACCAAAAAAUGGCCCAAUUUAUGAUGUGGUUUGGAAUUCUAGCUCUACUGAGUUUUGUGCCGUUUAUGGUUUUAUGCCUGCGAAAGCAACGGUUUUCAACCUGAAGUGUGAUCCUGUUUUUGACUUUGGGACUGGUCCUCGCAAUGCAGCCUUCUAUAGCCCUCAUGGACAUAUAUUAGUACUGGCUGGAUUUGGAAAUCUUCGAGGACAAAUGGAAGUAUGGGAUGUUAAAAACUACAAACUGAUUUCUAAACCAGUGGCCUCCGAUUCUACAUACUUUGCCUGGUGUCCAGAUGGUGAGCAUAUUUUAACAGCCACAUGUGCCCCCAGGUUGCGUGUUAAUAACGGGUAUAAGGUCUGGCACUACACCGGCUCCAUCUUGCAUAAGUAUGAUGUGCCAUCAAACGGAGAAUUAUGGCAGGUCUCUUGGCAGCCAUUUUUGGAUGGAGUAUUUCCAGCAAAAACAAUAAUGUACCAAGCAGUUCCAAGUGAAGUACCUAGUGAGGAACCUAAACCUGCAACAGCGUAUAGACCUCCAGCCUUAAGAAAUAAGCCCGCCACCAAUUCUAAGCUGCAUGAAGAUGAACCUCCCCAGAAUAUGAAACCACAUCCAGGAGGUGACAAGCCACUAUCAAAAACAGCCCUUAAAAAUCAAAGGAAGCACGAAGCUAAAAGAGCUGCCAAACAGGAAGCAAGAAGUGAUUUGGCUCCUGCUCCCACCCCACAGAGUGAACCACGGAACACUAUCACCCAGUCUGCUUCAGGUGAUCCAGAAGUAGACAAAAAAAUUAAGAAUCUAAAGAAGAAACUAAAGGCAAUAGAGCAACUGAAAGAGCAGGCAGCCUCUGGGAAACAGCUAGAGAAGAAUCAGUUGGAGAAAAUUCAAAAAGAGACAGCCCUUCUCCGGGAGCUUGAAGAUUUGGAAUUGGGAAUUUGAAGAUUCACAGAAAGCAAAUUUGCUGACCGGAACCAAUCUAAGCAAAUCUGUUAGUGCCAUGAUGUUCAUGGAGUCUCCACAUGCCCACUUUUAACAUCAGUCUGUAUCUUUAACUAUUUGUCCAAGGCUGCGUAUGUGUGAUUAUUUAAUGAUGUCUAUUAAGUUGACUUUUACAUCUGCACCCUGUAUCAUGUCAAUAUGUGAUAAAGAGAGAUGAUGUUUUGUCAGGUAAGCUUAACAAAUUGACGGACAUUUGUUUUUAAUAGGUAACAGUCUUUCCUAUAUAAAUAAAUAAAGACAUUUAAAAUUUU
Mesocricetus auratus (golden hamster) is the source of this 2332-nucleotide messenger RNA. It is a transcript of the gene Eif2a, whose product is annotated as eukaryotic translation initiation factor 2A. The transcript has 15 exons. Gene Ontology annotation, cellular component: cytosolic small ribosomal subunit. Bases 327 to 2021 code for a protein of 564 amino acids. The record is from RefSeq and is a predicted model, not a curated record. Lineage: Eukaryota; Metazoa; Chordata; Mammalia; Rodentia; Cricetidae. Gene Ontology annotation, molecular function: ribosome binding; protein binding; translation initiation factor activity. Gene Ontology annotation, biological process: translational initiation.